CAGGGCUUGAACGAGGAGGGGUUUCGCCUUGAGCAACAGGAUGUUCCCCGGAAGAGGGCACCCAAAUGGUUUCUUCCAUCCCUGCCGUAAGGACAUCAGCCCCUCCGCCUACCCUGACGACUUUCGCAGGGAUGACGAGGGCAUGGGGUGGGCGCCCCAGGACCAUCCGGAGGCAGCCAACUGGGAUUACCGACACGGGAGACGCGAGGAAGGCUUCAGGGACAGGUGGCACUCGCCCUUUUCCCGAGACAUCGAACCCUACCCCGCUGACUUUUACGGGGGUGACAAGGGCGGGUGCUGGGAACCCCAGGACCAUCAGCAGCCAGCCAGGUGGGAGAACCAACCCGGGAGGCACGAGGAAGGCUUCAGGGGUGGUUGGCACUCGCCCUUUUCCCGAGACAUCGAACCCUACCCCGCUGACUUUUACGGGGGUGACAACGGCGGGUGCUGGGCACCCCAGGACCAUCAGCAGCCAGCCAGGUGGGAGAACCAAUCCGGGAUACCUGAGGAAGGCUUCAGGGAUGGGUGGCACUCGGCCACGCCAUCUAACCAGCACUGCCUGGAGUCAAUAUCGAGGGAGGAACAUGGCAACUCCUGGGACAGGGAGCAAGACUUCUUCCCCAGGAAGUACCGUGGCCGUGGCUGGAAGCAUCACCGCGGUCCUUUCCGAGGCGGCUACCGAGGGGAAUUUGCCCCUCACUACCACCGCUUUCAGUCUUACUCUUCCAGAGAAAAGUUCAAGUCGUCCAGGUCGUCGGCCUCCCUGGGAGAUUCCAGCCUCUGCUCUUUUUCCUUCCGCCUGUCGAGUAGAAAGAAAAGUGUUUCUUCUAAGACAGAGAAAGCGAAAUCAGCAGCACCCAAGAAGCCUGGAAAAUCCAAGAAAGACUCCGCAGCUCCAGUGAAAGAACCCAAACCGCCCCAGGUCCAGCCGGAAGCUAGCCAGCCAGCCACAGACCCUUCCAGCCAGGCCGGCUCUGCGCUGGAUACUGAACCCCCAGCUUCACCCGAAACCACAGAGGAUCUUCAUCCCAUGGGAACGGAAGGAAUUGAGCUGGUCCAGCUGGAGGCUGCAGACAAUCACAGCCAGGCUUGCUGCACUCUGGCGACUGACUCAGUCCCGGCUGACACCCCGGAGGAUCUUUGUCUCCCGGAGGAAGAAAUCAAGCUGGUCCAGUUGGAAGCCAGCCACGAAGCCAUAGACCAUCCCAGCCAGGCCGGCUCUGAUCUGCCUGCUGAGCCCCCAGCCCCACCUGAAACUACAGAGGAGCUUCAUCCCAUCAGAACAGAAGAUACUGAGCUGCUCCAGCUGGAAGACAACCUGAAGGCCCCAGAUCUUCUCAACCAGGCUGUCUCUGCUCUAGCUGCUUUACCUCCAAUCUGGUCUGAGAUCACAGAGGAGUUGCCUCCCGUGGGAAAGGAAGAAAUUGAGCUGGAGCAGCUGGCUGCUCAUCAGGAGGACGCAGGCUAUCCUUACCAGGCCUGCUCUGCUCUGGCUACCCCAGCGGAGACCAUGGAGUACCUUCGUUCUGCUGCCAUACUGGCCAGAAAGGAAGAAAUUGAGCUGUCCUACCAGCAGUCCAGCCUGGCCUUUGCUGUGGUGGCCACCACGCUGUUGCACAAGGAGCCCUCCAUGGAGGCGGCGAUGGAGUCUGCGCUGCGGGCCAACCUGCGGCAGGUCGGGGGCCACUGCCUGCAGGAGCUGGAGCGCUUCAUUAGCAGCUACGACUCGGGCUCCGCCCGCUCAUGAGAGGCAGCACAGCGGGAGACGUCUGCUCGAUCUCUGAGCCCGAUGGGGGGGAGGGGGGAGCGCUGCUGGGGACUGGGGCUGGAGCCCCAGCAGCGGUUCUGGCUGGGAUGAGAAACCAGCAGCUAUGGACUUGUGCGGCUGCAGCUGGAGACGAUGGGGUGGGAGCAGAGCCCCAGCGUGGAGGGCUGCAAUCAUGGUGCUGAUGCUGGACAAGGGCAUGGAACGGGAAAGGGGCUGUUGGCUUGAAGUGGCUGGGAGGGUUAGUAAUUUGGGAGGGGAGGAGACGGCCUGGGGGAGGGCCGAGCGGUACUAGGGCCGAAGGGGUCAGUAACCAUGGGGAUGGAUAAGUGGUGCCAGAGGGGCUGGGGUUGUCGGGCGGGGCUGACUGAAACCGACGCUGGGAGUGAUGGGCGACAGCCUCCUCGGGAGAACACUUGCAGCAGUUUCACCUGGCCAGGAUUGGGGCCCCUGAGCCCCAUGGUUUCAUUGAAGGAGAGGAGUCUCCGAAAGUCCCUGCUUGGCUUCCCUGAACUUCGAAAUGUUUGUUUUCUGGAGAAAAUUGUUUUAUCUCUGAAAAAUAAAAUGGCAGGCGGCGGGCAGCGCGCCCCCUGCAGCUGCCCCUGCGCCAUCAGCGUUCCUGUGUCAGUCUGCUCGAGUGUGAAUACAGCCGCUCACUGGCUGAGCCACUGAGGGGAGUUAAUGGAGAAGCUCGUAAAUAAGGCAGCAGCUGUUCGGUUGAGGCCGUUAUACGCUUGUUUCAAAACAUUCAAUUUGGGGUAUUUCUCCCGUAGGAGGGGCUGGCGGCUCGGCUUGGCGCAAGGUGUGAUGCAGGUAGCUACAGGAGGUGGGAUUUUUAAAGGAGCUAAGGGCUGGAUUAUUUUCAAGCCCUCAGCACCCAGUGUGCUGGGCUCCUCGGGAAAUCUCUCCACUUAAUUUUCUGCCUAAAUCAGAGCUGGACUCUUCUAAAAAAUAUGGCCCUAGGCCAGUUUAAUCCUCAGUCCCACGGCAGCUCCUCUCCUCUGUGUUUGCAAUCCUGGACUCCCUACCCAGCUCUGCUGAUGCACCUCGCUCCUGACUUGCAGCUCCCCUGCUCGUCCAUACCUGGGCUCCUUACAUCGGCCCCGCAGCACUCCCAUCCCCUCCUGUUUCAAAACUGUGCUUUGUCCCGCCACCACAUUCCAUGCCAAUGGCUUAGAUCUGGUCCACGUCUAAAAUUUAGGCCGACUCAACCCCCUGGGUAGACGCAGGCAGGCCAACGGAAGGAUUCUUCCACCGAGGUAGCUAUCGCCUCUCGGGGAAGUGCAUUAGCUGCAUCAACGGAAAAAAUUCCUUCCGCGAUUGUGGGAAGCGUCCACACUCCGGUGCUACAGCUGCAGCCCACUACCGCAGCUGUAAUGUAGACAGACCCUGAGUGGAAGGGAAGCCCCUUGCUUUGCUUUGGGCAGCGACUGGAUGCAGGGGCGGCUCUAUGUAUUUUGCUGCCAC
Molecule: messenger RNA, 3232 nt
Organism: Terrapene triunguis (Three-toed box turtle)
Lineage: Eukaryota; Metazoa; Chordata; Testudines; Emydidae
Exons: 13
Coding region: 41-1747 (568 amino acids)
Source: RefSeq, a predicted model, not a curated record